AUGGGUCGUGAUAUGCUCUCCGUGGAUCAUGCAAAUGACACCAGUCGAUAUAAUCGAAGCCUACCAGCAUUGCCUUCCCCGGAGCCAAGCGAAGUAUACAAUGAAGGAGACGUCCGCCGUAUAUUUGCUUAUUUCGCCAGCUUUGUCGAGCAAGCAUUUAGCAGUUCACCAAAGCUUUGGCAUCGUUGGGAAGCUGGACCGCCUGGCCUUGGUGUUACUACGUCUGAGACAAUCGACACUUGGUGGGGAGUUUAUAUGGGGCAAUACCAAAGCUGUGCUGUCAUAGGUGAGUUAAAAAGGCCUGGUGUCAUCGAUACGGAGGAAUGGGGCAUAGUAGACGCGAGUGCUGAUACUAUCCAGUUAGGUAAAGAAAUCCGAAUGUAAGUACAAACAGAAUAUUGCCUAAUCACAACUAAAAGGAAUAGGUAUGCGUACCAAUAUAAAUGCCCACAAACAUUUUAUUUUGAUGGGAACAAUCUACUUGUCAUACGCUUUCAAGCUAGUUCGAGAAACGAUAUUCGCAGGGCAGAUUGUGUUGCUGAUUGUUUUAUUGUUGGAAAGCAAGCUCUUGAUAUGCCCUAUUGGAUUGACCGGUUGAUUGCUGAAGGACUGGAACGGCUCCGAGCAGAAGUGGCAGGACCUAUUCUACUUGGAGGAUAUGACCGAGUUUUUCGAUACUAUGAUGGAAAACCAUAUUGGUUUAGACAAGGGGUGACAUAUUGGGGCCAUCCACAUGGAUAUAAGAGACGUUUUGUCGACAAGGAAUGGUGGUGGUAUUUGGAUAAUAUCGCUCAGAAACUAGAUACUCCCGCAAUCUCUUGA
Hymenoscyphus albidus is the source of this 822-nucleotide messenger RNA. Lineage: Eukaryota; Fungi; Ascomycota; Leotiomycetes; Helotiales; Helotiaceae. The record is from the annotation of a GenBank genome assembly.